Molecule: messenger RNA, 1090 nt
Organism: Hibiscus syriacus
Lineage: Eukaryota; Viridiplantae; Streptophyta; Magnoliopsida; Malvales; Malvaceae
Product: GPN-loop GTPase 3-like
Molecular function (GO): GTPase activity
Source: RefSeq, a predicted model, not a curated record
UAUGCCUCAAGCUUGGUCUUUCAAGUCAUCGCCUUUCAAAUAGGAAGUUUCCCCUUUCAGAAACUCCGUUCUCAUCGGAAAAUCAUCAUUUAGGAUUUCAGGUUGGCAAUUUGGGAAAAACUAUCAUGGGCUAUGCACAACUGGUUAUUGGUCCUGCAGGCAGUGGAAAGUCAACCUACUGCUCUAGCCUGUUCCAGCAUUGUGAAACCCUUGGACGGUCAAUACAUAUUGUGAACCUAGAUCCAGCUGCAGAAAAUUUCAACUAUCCAGUAGCCAUGGAUAUACGAGAGCUCAUUAAUUUGGAUGAUGUUAUGGAGGAGCUUGGAUUGGGUCCAAAUGGGGGCCUUAUAUACUGCAUGGAACAUCUUGAAGAUAAUCUUGAUGAUUGGCUGAAUGAAGAAUUGGACAAUUACUUGGAUGAUGACUAUCUGGUGUUUGAUUGCCCAGGUCAAAUUGAACUUUUCCAUGUGCCUGUGCUCCGCAACUUUGUGGAGCACUUGAAGCGUAAGAACUUUAAUGUGUGUGCUGUAUACUUGCUUGAUUCCCAGUUUGUCACAGAUGUUACUAAGUACAUAAGUGGAUGCAUGGCAUCACUUUCUGCAAUGGUCCAGCUUGAAUUGCCUCAUAUUAAUAUCCUCUCCAAAAUGGACCUCGUAACAAACAAGAGGGAGGUUGAAAAGUACUUGGAUCCAGAACCGCAUCAUCUACUUUCAGAGUUGAAUGAGCGGAUGGCUCCUCGGUUUAAAAAGCUUAACAAAUCUUUGAUUGAACUGGUGGAUGAAUAUAGCAUGGUCAGCUUUAUUCCCCUUGACUUGAGGAAGGAAAGCAGCAUACAAUAUAUAUUGGCGCAAAUUGACAACUGCAUUCAAUAUGGUGAAGAUGCUGAUGUGAAGAUAAGAGAUUUCGAUGAAAAUAACGAUGACGAGUAGGCCUGUUGGUGCCGUGGAAAAAGCACUAUCCUUCCUGUGUAGAUAACUAUGAAAAACGAUGGUGAAGAAUGUUUUAGCACAACUGAAGUGAGAACCGAUUGAAAACUGGAAUUUGGAAAGACGAAGCAUUGAACUAUUAUUUUGGUGUCAUGACUGCAUCA